CUUGUUAAUCAAUUGGCAUUCUCCUUCUUAGCUCUCCUCCUCGCAGCGUUUUCCAUUGUAGUUGACAUCGGUUGACUCAUUUACAGCAUCGAAACUGUGAGUAGAGGAGAAUGGCUGGGGAAGAACAGAAUACUCAGCAGCCUACAGGAGGCAAAGGGGUCGGUUUUCAGACCAAAAAACAGAACAUUUCCAGGGGGGAACUCCCUAAACAAAAGGGAGCCAGAGGGAUUAUUGUUCAUGAAAAGGUGAAGGCUAUGGAUGAAGUAGGAGCAUCUGUUGCUUCGAAAAAAGGGAAACGAGGAUGUCCUACCUCAGAACUAUCAGAACAGAAGAGGGAACAAAUGCAAAAUGAAGAUUGUCAAAGAUGCAGGAAAAAAAUGAAAGCUGAAUUCAGAAGAUUUCAGCAAAAAGAAAAAAAGCUCAAGGCCUUGUGUGAAAAGCUUGGAGUUGCUGAAGAAGGUUUAGAGGCUGAAUUCAGAAGACUUCAGCAAAUAGAAAUAAAGCACAAUGCCUUGUGUGACAAGUUUGGAGUUGCUCAACAGGCUUUAGAGAUGCCAAUUGAUGAUUUCAUGGAAUUGGAUGACCUGCCAAUUGAUGAUUUCAUGGAAUUGGAUGACCUGCCAAUUGAUGAUUUCAUGGAAUUGGAUGACCUGCCAAUUGAUGAUCAAUAUAAAAAUAAGAGUCUGAGGCUCCAAAAUAUCGAGGAAGGCACCGUGAAUGAGGAAGUUAAUCAAAAUACCAUGCCAAUUGAUGAUUUCAUCGAAUUGGAUGACCUGACAGGCUUCAUGAUGUUUCGAUCUAUGUUUGGUGGUCAAUCAUCUACCACUGGAGGCGAGGGAGCCGUCAUAAAUAAGUCUCCUCAUCAAUAUGAAUUGCAAUUGGAGGAUUAUAAUGAUCAGAUCGAAUUUAGUUCAUCAAAACAUUAUUCCUUGAACAAAUUAGAAAAUAAAAUAAUUAAAUAAAAUAAAGAUCAUAGUAAUUAAGGAAUGCAUAUUCUUAAGUUGAACCGUUUCUCUUAUGGUCGGUUGGAAGAGGGACCUUCCUGUACUUACUAUAAGAAAAAUGGUUCGACUGUAGAAUAUGCAUUUCUCAGUUAUUAUGCUCUUUGUUUAAUUUAAUAAUCUUAUUUUUUUUAAUUUGAUCAAGAAAUAAUUAUUGAUUUCAACUAUAUUAAAUCAGGUAUGUCUACCUUUUAUAGUUAUUGGUAUUUUUGAAUCAUCUUUUGGGAAUCUUGUUUUACAAUUCAAACUGCAUUGAACUAUAAAACAAAGAUCAUUAGAUGGGGAAAGGGCCCCUAAUAUGAAGGGGUCCAACUCUCAUCUAAUGGUUGGUGUUGUACGGUUUAGUACAAUUUAGACUGUAGAAGCAAGACUUUUUCCUUAUCUUUUACCCCUCUUAUUUACUAGGGAUAUCUGAAUUCUAAAGCCAUGUUUUCUCGUAUCGUUUUUCUUCAUAUCUUCUCUUUUCCUCAUCUUUUUUAGGGGAUUGGCAGCUUGGGUAGCAAAGGUCGCGCAAUCUUCAAUACCUAGAGCUGGCAGGCUUAAUGUUAAAUGUUUUUCUUUGUGUACAACAUAUAGGGUGUGUAGAUCUUUGAGCGUGAUUGACAUGUGUGAGACGCUCACUUGGUGUGUUAUCAAUGAGUUUGAGCACAGCAACUAAGUUGGUUUUAUUCUGUUGGGUUUUUAAUGUAUUUUGGUAAUGACCAAAAUAAUUUAGUGUUUGUCUCUUUUUAUUGAAAGUAAAAGGUCUUGAAUUCAAGUCAUAUGGCAUGUGAGUGGAGUGAAAUAAAGGAUGGGAGAUGGUUGCCUCCUCUUGUGCAACCAAAAAAGAAAAAAAAAAGUAUUUU
Messenger RNA from Rubroshorea leprosula, 1846 nucleotides. Lineage: Eukaryota; Viridiplantae; Streptophyta; Magnoliopsida; Malvales; Dipterocarpaceae. The record is from the annotation of a GenBank genome assembly.